AUGGCAGAGCCGUCCGCCUCCGCGUGUGCUCGCAUCGACGACUCGUUCGGACCCCAUGCCCUCGACUGUCGGGGCGGAUUCGACUUUACCUUGCUCUUUGAGGAGACUAUAUUGGGUAUCCUGCCGCAUGCCUUUGUGCUUCUCAUCCUCCCUCUGCGACUUUGGUUUCUAUGGCUUCGCACAAAGAAGGUAGAAUGUUCGGGGAUACACAUCGCGACGGUGAAAAUUACGGCCUGGGUUGCUCUUGCCGCCCUGAAUCUUGCCGCGCUGGUGCUCUGGACAAACCCCUCGGCCGUCUCGACGCGAGCCUCUGUGCCCGCCGCCGCCGUCAAAGCCGUCUCGGCACUCGGCUUCAGUCUGCUCUCGUACGCCGAGCACACCCGGACCGUCCGGCCAUCGUCCAUCCUGAGCGUGUUUUCGUUUUUCACCCUCUUGUUUGAUGUUGCCCUUGCAAGGACGCUUUGUCUGCGUGCCGAUGAUGAGAUUAAUGACACCAUUGGUUACAUCUCCAUCGCCGCUGUCGCAGUCAAGGCAUCGGUCCUGGUAUUUGAGGCCCUGGACAAGCGCCAGAGCUUGCGUCCAGCGUACCAGGGCUACCCGCCAGAAGCCACCAGCGGGAUUUACAACCGGGCCUUUUUUUGGUGGCUCAAUCCACUUUUCCGCAAGGGAUUUAAAAGGGUGCUGGAUGUCGACGAGCUGUUUGCGCUGGACAAGCAUCUCAUCUCAUCUUAUUGGGAGAAGCGAUUCUUGGCUGGGUGGUCUCCUGCUGCCGGCAAAUCGCCGUACUCUCUCUUAGUUUCCUCGUUUGUAAUCCUAAAGAGGCACUUGCUUCACACAAUUUUACCGCGUGCUUGUCUUACGGCUCUCAUCUUCUGCCAGCCGUUUCUCAUCAACCGUACAAUCUUGUUGACUGAAGAGCCCGUCAACAAUGACACGUCACAAGCUGGCUAUGGCCUCAUUGGCGCUUACCUCUUGGUUUAUGCCGGGAUUGCAGUUGCAAUGGGACAGUACCAGCACCGGACCUACCGCACCAUAACAAUGGUUCGGGCAGGCCUUGUCUCCAUCAUCUACCGGAAAACGGGCUCCCUGCAGCUCGGGGAUGUUGACCCCGCCUCGUCCAUGACGCUCAUGAGCGCCGACAUGGAGCGCAUUGUUCAGGGCUGGCAGACGAUGCACGAGAUCUGGGCGAACCUUAUCGAAGUCGCCGUGGCCAUCUAUCUUCUGGAGCAACAGCUCGGAGUUGCCUGUGUUGUCCCGGUUGCCGUGUCCAUUGUGUCACUGCUGGGAUCCAUGAUUGCCAUGAACUUCAUCAUGUCCCGCCAGGCCAUGUGGCUUGAGGCGAUUGAGCGGCGCAUCUCGGCUACGUCGGCCAUGUUGGCCUCAAUGAAGGGCAUCAAGAUGUGCGGCCUGAAGGAUACGCUCAUCAACAGCCUCCAGGCGCUGCGCGUUGACGAACUCCACAUUUCAAAACGGUUCCGGAAGUUACUCAUCUGGAAUAUGGUUUUUGCAUAUGUGACACAGGUCUUCGCUCCUGUCUUGACGUUUGCCGUCUUCUCGGUCCGGGCCCGGGACACCGGCGAUAUGACGCUCGAUACGGCACGCGUGUUCACCUCGCUCUCCUUGUUUGCCCUUCUCUCGGAGCCCCUGGCAUCACUCGUCAUGUCACUGGCAACUUUUCUCGGUGCCGCGGGCAGCUUCACCAGGAUCCAGCAGUUCCUCCAGUCCUCCGAACGUGUUGACACGCGUAAACUCACAAAGUCCGCGGCCGACGCCAUCAAGGUCGAAGGGGCUGCAUUCUCAUGGGAUGCCACCAAGGAACCCCAGCUCAUUGGUGUGACAUUGACCAUUCCCUGGAAGAAACUUACCAUGAUUGUCGGCCCCGUGGGCUGCGGCAAGACCACGCUCUUGCACGCUCUUCUGGGUGAGAUUCCCCUGCUGGAGGGCUCUGUGAAACUGGGCUCCAGGAGCAUCGCCUACUGCGCCCAGAACCCCUGGCACGGCAACGGCACAAUCCGCGAGGCCAUCGUCAGCGGCGCCUUCUUUGACGAAAAGUGGUACGAGCGAGUUGUGCGCGACUGUGCGCUCACUCGUGACCUCGAGGAACUGCCCAUGGGAGACUCAACGCGCAUCGGGAGCGGCGGGAUCGCACUCAGUGGCGGACAAAGUCAGCGAAUAGCACUGGCUCGCGCCAUCUACGCUCGUAGAGACAUUCUCAUUUUAGACGAUGUACUGAGCGGGCUCGACACGUCAACCGAGAACCAUGUCUUUGAAAAUCUUCUCGGCAACCACGGCAUACUUCGCGAACUGGGCACAACUGUGGUGCUGGUCUCGUCUUCGGCUAAACGUCUGCCAUACUCGGACCACAUUAUUUGUCUCGGAGCUGAUGGCAAGCUCAGCGGAGAAGGCAGCUUUGCUGACCUGAACAACGCUGGCGGCUUUGUUAACUCACUGUCCUUAUCCCGGACCGAGAAGGGCCAGGAGUCUAACGACGCUACCAGCAAAGUCCACCGUGGAUCCUUUAUCCAGAGGGACAAGCCCGUUGAAGGAGUCCUACUUUACUCCAAGGAAAAGCAAAAGAGAAGCUCCGAAACCUCGCGCUCGUCUAGUGAGACAUUGGGUGGUAGUCCUCAUGACGCCGAGGCCCAGAUGAGCCGACAGACAGGCGAUAUGCAGAUCUACCUGUACUAUGUCAAGUCGGUCGGCUUGUGGGCGAGUCUGAUCUUUGUAGUCGCAAUUGCCGGUUUCGUGUUCUGCAUCUCAUUUCCUAACGUCUGGGUGCAGUGGUGGGCAGCCGACAACGAAGCGCGCCCUAACAGCAGGCUGGACUACUGGCUGGGCGUGUACGCCGCGCUCGGAGGCGCUGCCAUCGUGUGCUUGUCGGUCAGUUGUUGGCAGAUAUUCAUUACCAUGGUGCCGCGGACGGGAGAAAGAUUCCAUCUCGCCAUGCUCAAGACGGUACUGAGCGCUCCGAUGACCUUCUUUGUCAACACCGACUCAGGGGUCACCAUAAAUCGCUUCAGCCAGGAUCUCCAGCUCAUCGACAUGGAGUUGCCCAUUGCCGCACUCAACACUUUUACGACGUUUAUCCUCUGCAUUGCGCAGAUGGCUCUUAUCGGCUACGGGUCAAUCUACGCGGCCGUCUCGUUCCCCAUCGUUCUCUUCAUCCUGUAUCUGAUCCAAAAGGUCUACCUCCGCACCUCAAGACAGCUACGGUUGAUGGAUCUCGAGACGAAAGCCCCCUUAUACGGACUCUUCGAGGAGUCACUCCGCGGCCUGGCUACUAUCCGCGCUCUCGGAUGGCAACAGACUUUCCAAGAGAAGAAUCAUGUCCUGUUGGACCGCUCUCAGCGUCCAUUCUACCUACUAUUUGCCGUCCAGCGCUGGCUUACACUUGUUCUGGACCUGCUCAUUGCCGGAGUGGCUGUGCUGCUCAUAAUCUUGGUCGUCGAGCUCCGCGGCACGGUCAGUGCAGGCGGUGUUGGACUCGCGCUGGUUGGGGUGAUCCAGUUCAGCCAGAAUGUCAAACUGCUCGUCACCUUCUGGACGACGCUCGAGACGCAUAUCGGCUCCGUCGCGCGCAUCAAGAAUUUCACCGAGACAACAAAGGCUGAGGACCAACCUGGGGAGAACUCCAUGCCUCCCGCGGACUGGCCAUCGGCAGGAGCCAUUGAGUUGAGAAAUCUGUCUGCUGCUUAUGGAACCACCGACAACCUUGUGCUCAAGGACGUGACACUCUCCAUCAAAGCCGGCGAGAAGAUUGGCAUCUGCGGACGAACCGGCAGCGGCAAGACGUCACUAAUCAUGAGCCUCUUCCGACUGGUCGAUGUACAAGGCGGGUCGAUCUCCGUCGACGGUCUGGACCUCGCAAGUCUCCCACGCGAACAAGUCCGGCGCCGCAUCGUCGGCGUGCCGCAGCAGGCAUUCCUCCUCAAGGGCUCUGUACGCCUCAACGCCGACCCCACCGGCGAGGCGUCCGACGAGGCAAUCUUGGAUGCCCUAGAGAGUGUGCAGCUUAGUGACCUGGUGGAGAAACACGGCGGGCUUGAUGCAGACAUUGACGCGCUGAACUUGUCCAGCGGGCAGCAGCAGCUCUUUUCCCUCGCUCGCGCCUUGUUGCGGCCGAGUAGUAUCCUCAUUCUAGACGAAGCCACCAGCAGCAUUGAUGUCAAGACGGAAGAGGUAAUGCAGCGGCUCAUCCGGAAACGAUUUGCCAACCGCACCAUCAUCGCCGUCGCACACAAACUUGACACCAUCAUGGACUUUGACAAGGUGGCUGUGUUGGAUGCGGGGAGGCUGGUUGAGUUUGACAGCCCAUAUGCCUUGCUUGAAAAGCCCCAGUCAGCCUUUUCGAAGUUAUACAAUGCCUCAGUGUCUAGCGACGUGGAUGCUUUCUAG
Messenger RNA from Canariomyces notabilis, 4395 nucleotides. Its product is annotated as P-loop containing nucleoside triphosphate hydrolase protein. Gene Ontology annotation, cellular component: membrane. NCBI's taxonomy places the organism in Eukaryota, Fungi, Ascomycota, Sordariomycetes, Sordariales, Chaetomiaceae. Gene Ontology annotation, molecular function: ABC-type transporter activity; ATP binding; ATP hydrolysis activity. Bases 1 to 4395 code for a protein of 1464 amino acids. The record is from RefSeq and is a predicted model, not a curated record. The transcript is spliced from 8 exons. Gene Ontology annotation, biological process: transmembrane transport.